Molecule: messenger RNA, 855 nt
Organism: Anisakis simplex (herring worm)
Lineage: Eukaryota; Metazoa; Nematoda; Chromadorea; Rhabditida; Anisakidae
Source: the annotation of a GenBank genome assembly
AUGAUUAUUCAGGAAACGAAUGUCGAGAUAGGUGAAAGUGUUCGAGGUGAAGAUGUUUAUAUAAUCCAGAGUGCAUGCGGUGAGAUCAAUGACCACUUAAUGGAGUUGUUGAUCAUGAUUAACGCAUGUAAAAUUGCAUCGUCGUGUCGUGUGGCGGCCGUUAUUCCGUGUUUUCCAUACGCUAGACAAGAUAAGAAGGAUAAGUCACGUGCACCGAUAAGUGCGAAACUGGUCGCGAAUAUGUUGUCUGUAGCGGGUGCAGAUCAUAUUAUCACAAUGGAUCUACAUGCAUCUCAAAUUCAAGGUUUCUUUGAUAUUCCGGUGGACAAUCUGUAUGCCGAGCCCGCAAUUCUGAAAUAUAUCAAGGAGUCAAUUCCGAACUGGCAAAAAGCUGUUAUUGUAUCACCAGAUGCGGGCGGUGCUAAAAGAGUGACGUCGAUAGCAGAUCGUUUGAAUGUUGAUUUUGCGUUGAUUCAUAAGGAGAGAAAACGAGCGAACGAAGUGGAAAAUAUGACGUUGGUUGGUAAUGUUCACGAGAAGGUUGCUAUUUUGGUAGAUGAUAUGGCAGAUACUUGUGGUACAAUAUGUCUCGCUGCCGAUAAGUUAGUUGAAGCGGGCGCGUCGGCAGUGUAUGCGUUUUGUGUUCAUGGAAUCUUCUCGGGGCCAGCAAUUCAACGAUUAAACAAUUCUGCGUUUCAAGCGGUUGUCGUUACGAAUACGAUUCCUCAGGAGGAAAAUAUGAAAAAAUGUCCCAAAAUACAGUGUAUCGAUAUUUCGAUGAUACUCGCCGAAGCGAUUCGACGUACACAUAACGGAGAAUCAGUUUCAUAUCUCUUCUCACAUGUACCGAUGUGA